Penicillium soppii is the source of this 831-nucleotide messenger RNA. RefSeq names its product ubiquitin-conjugating enzyme E2. The coding region runs from base 1 to 831 and encodes 276 amino acids. The transcript has 3 exons. The record is from RefSeq and is a predicted model, not a curated record. Lineage: Eukaryota; Fungi; Ascomycota; Eurotiomycetes; Eurotiales; Aspergillaceae.
AUGGCAACCAAAGCUGCCUUCAAACGUCUCACUCGUGAAUAUCAAAACAUUCAGAAGGACCCGACACCAUUCAUUGUGACACAUCCAUCCGAGACGAACAUUCUCGAAUGGCACUAUAUUCUUACAGGCCCUCCGGGAACACCUUAUGAAAAUGGACAAUACUGGGGCACAUUAAUCUUCCCUCCGGAAUAUCCUUUCGCCCCUCCUGCCAUCCGCAUGCACACACCCAGUGGCCGAUUCCAGCCUUCGACUCGCCUUUGUCUGAGCAUCAGCGAUUUCCACCCCAAGUCCUUCAACCCCGCUUGGGAAGUUUCGACGAUCUUGAUCGGCCUUCUCUCAUUUAUGACCAGUGAAGAGAUGACCACAGGCAGUGUUAGCGGCACGGAGAGUGAACGCAGAGUGCUUGCCGCGCGAUCUCGGUGGUGGAAUUCAACUGGAGGAGGUUCUCACAUCAGCGCCACCGCAGGCGUGACUCGAACUUCAAAGGGAAUCAACAAUGUCAAGGCAGGAGAUGGAGGUUUGAAGUUCCGCACCGAAUGGCCCGAACUAGAUCAGGAGAACUGGGCUUGGAUGAAAGAACACCGCAUCGAUGCCUCUACUGGCCAGAUCUUGCCUGACCCUGAUGCGCCAACCAAGUGUUCUCCCGAGACCAGUGCUUUACGCCGACGACCCAUUGGCAGUGCACAUGGGCUCGGUACUGUCAUGGAUGGUGGACAAGUCGCAAGAGAGGCCGGUCAAGGUUGGGCUGGACGAAACAAAGUAUGGAUUGGUGUGGCCCUCUUCUUUGGUUAUGCAUUGAUCUCACGACUUUUGAAUGAUGUACGAGCAUGA